Molecule: messenger RNA, 2091 nt
Organism: Insectozyma verbasci
Lineage: Eukaryota; Fungi; Ascomycota; Pichiomycetes; Serinales; Debaryomycetaceae
Source: the annotation of a GenBank genome assembly
AUGACAAAAGUAGAUAAUGACUUAAAUAAAAUAUCAGAAUAUGAAGUAGAAACAAAUGAUGAAGUAUAUUUUAAUUCGACUCAAAUGCAAAGUGCUCAUGAACAACUUUUAUCACAACAAAAACAAGAAGAGCGGUCGAAAUUAGCAAUAUCAAAGUUGAAUGUAUUCAAGAAUAAUGACGACUCGGUUGAUUUCGUCAAACCAAAUACUACCAAACCCAAGAAAUUUAAAAGCACCAAUAAUGUAUCAAAAAAGAAUAACAAAUCCAUGAGUUCAAAAGUUAGAGAAUCAUACGAAAGUAACAAGCUUUCAUAUUUUGCUAGAAAUCAAAGUAAAAUUACAGAUUUUAUACAAGGUUUAAACAAACUUGAGGAUAUUCAUAAAAUUAAACAAUCCAAAGAAGUUGAAAUUUAUACUCCAAAAGAAUGGCAAUUACUUAUACGGCAUAUCAAGUUAAAAUUUCCAGAUUUAUCAACAAAGAAUAAGAAAUCUCUCAAAGAGAUAAAUAAAAAGAUAGUAGAAAACCAGAAUGCAACUCAACAGCUGAUAGAUAAUGAAGAGUGUAGUUUGUGGGAUCAUGCAAAGUCACAACCAGAAAGUGCCUUGUCAAAUGACGAAUUAAAAUGGUUAUAUGAUUUAGAUGAGGAGCAAAUGAACUACAAUGGAAGUUCAUUUUUGGAUGUUGAAGAUGAAAGUGAUUGUAUGACGCCACCAUUUGUUGUGACUUUAUCUCAAAAUGAUAAGGAUAAAUCAAAUCAUAUGGAAAGUAUAAAUAUACACAUAGAAAAUGAAAGUUCUGAUCAUUUACAACAAGAGAAUCUUAAUUUACCAACCCAAACUGAUACUGAAAUUAUUUCUGAUUCAGAAUCUGAUAUUGAAGAAUUAAAGUUUUCCAAAGUUCAAGUUUUCCAAACAAUUUAUGAAGAAACAACUAAUGAAUCUCGUCAAAGAAUACCAGAAUUUGAUCCAUUAAUAUCAUUUCAGAGCUUCCCGAUCACAGUCAAGUAUCAACGACAAGGAGGAGAAUUAGAGGUUACUUCAUCUCAACCAGAAACUAUCAAUGGUGAUCCUGUUAUGACCCCAGGAAGUCAACAACGACCAAUUGAAGUAUCAUCUGAUGAUAAUUUAGAAAAAAUAUCACCGUUAAAAACACCGACCAAAAAGAAGAAUCAAAAUUUUAUUUCUCCAUUAAAGGUUAUACCAGAAUCAGUGGAACAUUCACAAUUAAAUAAUGAAACUGGAGAUGAAACUGACGAAGAAAUCAUUGUGUCAUCGGAUGCAGAGUCUGUAUAUUCAACAGCUAAAGAAAAUUUUGAAUCAAAUCGAACUUCAUCAAUUAAACGUCCUUCUCAACCAUCACUUUUAAAAUUAAUAGAAAGUUCGUCCUCUUCAGAUGUUGAUAUUGAUGACGAUUAUCCAACAUCGUCAAUGCCAUUACCAAAAAAUCUAAAUAGAAAGACUUUGAAAACCAGUGUUUUGGAAAUACCUAGAGCUUUAAAUGUGAAAGAUUAUGAUGAUGAAAAGCAUCAUAUAAAGUUAAGAAACUUGAAUGAUGGUAAAAAAGAAGUUAUAAAUAUUGACGAAAUUCCUGAUUCUGAAUACCUGGAAGAUGAAGAUAUAUGUAUAAUUGAAAUAACAAGAGAAAUGGAAGAUAAUAAUAAACCAAAUAAAUCUGACACUUCAAUUUUACAAGUCCCUUCAAGUCCUGGAGUUAUAUCUGAUGAAACUAUUUUAACAACAAAUAUUUCAAAUUUACAGUUUCAUGAAUUAAAAGAACUUUUCAAACAGUUUAAUUUAAAGCCAGUACAAGGCAAACUUAAAAUGAUUGAGAUUAUAGAAAAUUUAACUUUUUUAAUCAAACCAGUUAAUAUCUUAACUUUGACAAGCCAAGAAUUUCAAGAUGAAGUUUUUAAGAAUAUAACUAAUUUGAUACGACAAGAUAAUGAAUUUUAUGAAACGAUUUUGACAUACAAACCUAUUAAAUUGACAACAUUACAAGAUUGGUUAAAUAGACAAGAUUUUCUAAUAGAAUUAGAUGUGUUACGGUUAUAUUGCGAUAAUAAUCUAAUUACAACCACAAACCAAGAUUAA